Plasmodium fragile is the source of this 327-nucleotide messenger RNA. RefSeq lists its product as uncharacterized. The transcript is spliced from 2 exons. The record is from RefSeq and is a predicted model, not a curated record. Bases 1 to 327 code for a protein of 108 amino acids. Lineage: Eukaryota; Apicomplexa; Aconoidasida; Haemosporida; Plasmodiidae.
AUGGGCGGCAGUCUACUUCAAACAGGGGGCCCUGCCGAUCCUUCGCUAGCCAGUUCAGUUAGACACUACGCUGAGCGAACAAUCGGAUGCGUAAAACAAGAGGUAAACGAAGGGGUAAAUGAAAAGGUAAACGAACACGUAAACGAAGGGGUAAAUGAAAAGGUAAACGAACACGUAAACGAAAAGGUAAAUGAAAAGGUAAACGAACACGUAAACGAAAAGGUAAAUGAACAGGUAAAUGAAUAUGUAAACACGGGUACGAGCAGAAAUGUAAAGAGAGCCGCAAAGAGAGCCGCAAAGAGAGCCGCAAAGAGAGCUGCACACUGA